AUGAAAGGUGAAACAAUGCAUUUAAAUAGAUUCGAUGGAACUAAAGAAAAUGUUUCUUCUCCACAACUUCCACCAGUAGUUCUUCCGUAUGGUCCCUAUGGAAUGUAUGGAAACCCUUACGAAAGACCAUUUGACCCAUUGACUGGUGGAAGUAACUGGUAUCAUUAUGGACGAAGAAGAAAGACAGUCAAGUUGGAGACGGACGUAAAGAAAGCAACUAAAAAGAAACCAAGGAAGAGAGUUAUAAAGCAAUGA
Messenger RNA from Trichomonas vaginalis G3, 255 nucleotides. RefSeq names its product protein of unknown function, DUF4107 family. NCBI's taxonomy places the organism in Eukaryota, Parabasalia, Trichomonadida, Trichomonadidae. The coding region runs from base 1 to 255 and encodes 84 amino acids. The transcript has a single exon. The record is from RefSeq and is a predicted model, not a curated record.